Messenger RNA from Trichophyton benhamiae CBS 112371, 1455 nucleotides. RefSeq lists its product as uncharacterized. The record is from RefSeq and is a predicted model, not a curated record. Lineage: Eukaryota; Fungi; Ascomycota; Eurotiomycetes; Onygenales; Arthrodermataceae. Gene Ontology annotation, molecular function: transmembrane transporter activity. Gene Ontology annotation, biological process: transmembrane transport. The coding region runs from base 1 to 1455 and encodes 484 amino acids. The transcript has 4 exons.
AUGAGCUCUCCCGGCGAUACACCCAGCUCCCAGCCGUCAAUGACGAAGCUCGAAAUUCUUCCUACGAUAGGGGAGAAUAACCUACAAGCUCUGCUAGAGGAACACGGUCUUGAAUAUACCCCUGAUGGCGAGCAUAUACGCUGGCUAGCUUCGAAUCCGAAGCACCCACGCAAUUGGUCCAUGUUACGAAAGAUCUAUGACAGCGGUUUGAUCAUUAUUUUGGAUCUUUUCACAACGGCCGUGAGUACAGCAGGUCCUUUCACGCUAAUUAUAGACCUUCUCUCUUGGAAAACUAGGUAUCUCUUAGGCCAAGGAGUCGGAGGGAUCAUAUUCCCGCCAUACUCGGAGUCUUUUGGACGCAAGAAGCUGUAUAUCGUCAGCACUGGACUAUACAGCCUUUUUUGCGUUGUGGUUGGGCUUGUCCCCUCCGUAGCUGGAGUCAUAGUGGGCCGCUUCUUCUCCGGAUUCUUAUCGGCCAUCCCAACCAUUGUGGUGGCAGGAAGCAUCGAGGAUAUUUUCAAUUCCAAAGACCGCAUCUGGCUGAUCUUCAUGUGGGCAAUGGUGGCCAACAUGGGGUUGAUCCUUGGACCCAUCAUGAGCAUUUAUAUCAUUGAUCAUUUGGACUGGCCAUCACUGCUCCUUUCCCGUGAGGUUGCCAAAUUGAAAAAGUCAACCGGUAUAACCACGCUCAAGGCUCUAAACCCUGACCAUACCCCAGACAUGAAGACGUUUGCUCGGAUAGCUCUUUUCCGACCCCUCAAAUUAUUCUUUACAGAGCCGAUUGUCUUCAUGGUUGCUACGAUUAGUGCAGUAGCUUUUGCACUCAUCUAUCUGUUCACAGAGGCUCUUCCCCCGAUAUAUGAGGACCUUGGAUUCUCCAGCGCAAACUCGUCCCUUCCUUUCCUCGCGAUUGGCAUCGGUUUGAUCAGCGGAGUUCUCACCCGUAUCUUUGAUCAUAGAAUGAUCACAAGAUACCAGAGAGAAGGCAAGGUACUGCAGCCAGAACAUAAGCUUGUUGGAUUCUCCAUUGGCGCUCCGGUUCUUGCAGUUGGUCUCUGGUGGUUUGCGUGGACUAUUCCGCCGCGUGUUCCUGGAGUCCACUGGGUGGUAUCUGCUAUAUCCCUGGUACUGAUCGGCUAUGCAUUAAAUGAGUUCGACGCCGUCUUAGCCGGCUAUCUAGCCGACAGCUACCUGAGCUAUUCAGCGAGUGGGUUCGCUGCUCUAUCUCUUGUGCGUUCCACACUUUCUGCUGUUUUUCCACUAUUUGCCGGACGGAUGUACGAAGUGCUGGGCGCGAAUCUAGCCACUUCUAUUCUUGCAGCUUUGGCAACUGUCUUCUGCAUCAUUCCGCCCUUGUUCACCAGGUAUGGACCACGGAUCCGAGCACGCAGUAAGUUUGCAAGGUAUAGUUUGCAGGUAUAUCAGGAGAACGGAGUGGACAAGGACGGAUACUAG